AUGCCUCUGAAAGAGACCUUCGACACAUUCACUUACUUCAUUAGCGAACUCGACAAGCUGAAAAUUGCGUAUGUUGCUCUGGUACAGUGGGCUGAGUUUCUUGAUCCUGUCAUUGACAGCUGCCACCGUGCUACUAAACAUGAUGUCGUCGCCACAUACUCACCUCUCUUGAAUGAUGUAAUGGCAUUUGCGAAUGCUGGUUUCACGGGCGAGGAGGCAGCUCAUUAUAUCUUACAGGGAAAAGUUCUAGGCGUGUUUUUCGGUGUUUCGUGGAUUGCACACCCAGAUUUUGCUAAGCGGCUACAGUAUGGAAAAUCUUUGGACGAAAAACUGGAUAUGUCUACAAUACAUAGGCAUGGGAAAGAUAUAAAACCAGAAAAGAAGGGUUAUACAGACUAUCCAUCGGCGGAGUAUUAG
Messenger RNA from Guyanagaster necrorhizus, 417 nucleotides. RefSeq lists its product as uncharacterized. NCBI's taxonomy places the organism in Eukaryota, Fungi, Basidiomycota, Agaricomycetes, Agaricales, Physalacriaceae. Gene Ontology annotation, molecular function: oxidoreductase activity; FMN binding. The transcript has a single exon. The coding region runs from base 1 to 417 and encodes 138 amino acids. The record is from RefSeq and is a predicted model, not a curated record.